Molecule: messenger RNA, 2061 nt
Organism: Phytophthora megakarya
Lineage: Eukaryota; Oomycota; Peronosporomycetes; Peronosporales; Peronosporaceae
Source: the annotation of a GenBank genome assembly
AUGUGCAAUCGUGUCGACAAACCGCUCGACGUCUGUGAUCGAUGGAACUUGUCGAUCAGCGUAGCCAAGAGCUACUGGGGUCGACGCAAGGUGGCGUAUCUAGGACACGAAGUAUCCUCAGCUGGGCUUGAAGCGAAACCGAAGGAGCUCAACGCAAUCGCGAACCUUCCGUUCCCCACCAAGUUGAAGACGAUGCAGUCGUUCCUCGGAUGCUUGAACUAUUACAGCCGCUUCAAAGAGAACUUCGCAGUCUAUGCCGCGAUUUUGUACGAGCUGCGGGAAGCAGACUUCCAUGAGAUCGCUAAGAUGAACGCAGAGGAGACGCAGGUUGAGGAUGGUCAAUUAACUGGGGGCGAGCGCGAUAGAUCCCAGGCCCUACAGGGACGUCUAGGACAAUGGGCCGCUCUGUUGUCACCCUGGACACUUGAGAUCACCAAGUGUGUCAAAGGUGAGGAUGAGAUCUUAGGAGCACUGGCGGCCAGUAUUACCCCUAGAUCAGAAGUGGAUAAAGCGUUGAUCUCCAUUGCUCCCAAGAAGGAGCCAAGACGGAAGAUCCAAGCUCCGAUCCCCACUACCAGACGAGAGGAGGAACUAUAUGUCGUUAGUUUCGAUGGAUCGGUCCGUGUCAAGAGAGGAGGGGGCGCCUACAGCGCGAUCUUGUGGAGGCUGCCCGAAUGGAGAGUGUUGAAAGCUAGAUCAGGGUAUGCCGAAGGUUUGACGGAUCUGUUGGAGGAUCUGGAUCCACAGCGUCUGGUGAUCUGCGGAGACUCAGACCUGGUGAUCCGACAAGUGCGAGGAAAGAUUGAUUGUAAGGCGCCAGGUCUGACACUGUUACGUCCCGAGCCUUGGAUCGACUACGUACGUGGCCAGAUCACGAGCUGUUGCAUCCUAGCAAGUGCUGCUCUGCAACGGCAAUGUGGGAUCGAGAUAGAGUCCGACGCGGAGACCCAAGAUCUCAUAACGUUAAAUCGGUUGGAUGAGAUCCUGAUAGUGAAGGUCGAAGAAGAGACCGCACAGGUAUCAGCUGUGACGACCCGAUCUAAGACUAGAUCGGGGGUGCGUGUGGCAUCUGAUCCAAACUCCCUACGAGAAGAAGUCGUGAGAGAGUUACGAAUGGAGCGGAUCCGUCAAGCGCAGGACGAGGAGUCGUGGAUCAUAGGCUUGAAGAAGUAUUUGAUCGGGGAGAUCCGGGAUUUGACACAAGAAGAAGCUAAGAUGUUCGGAUCUAUUGCCAUGAAUUACGCUGAACUCUUCUAUUGCCCGACGACUAAGGAAACUGCUGCAAAUCGAGAUAAGCUGAUGCGACUAGUGAUACCUGAGACUCUUCAACAGGACGUUUUGCACCACUAUCAUACGAGUCUACAGGGUGGUCACCAAUGGGUUGGUCGCACCUAUGAUCGGAUCCGUGAUCACUUCCACUGGAGAGGUCUGUAUAAGAGUGUACAGCGAUACGUGGGGGAAUGUGUCGAUUGUGAGACAGGCAAGGGAGGACCUCAGAUCAAGGGCGAAUCGCCUGGUAACCUUCAGGCAACGUACCCAUUUCAGAUCAUUGCCAUGGAUCACAUACCUUCACUGCCUAGGUCUUUCAAUGGCAACACUGAAUUGCUGAUCUUCGUGGACCUGUUCUCAGGAUAUGUGAUCGCCACAGCCAGCGCCUCUAGAUCCACUCAAACCAUCGCCGAGACCUACGAAGAAUGUGUCUUUCGUCGAUUUGGCGCGAGCGAGGUGAUCUCGGGAGCCAGGCUUUAUUCGUUCAACAAGAUCCUGGGACAACGUCAACGGGCUACUAUGGCAUAUAGACCCCAAGCCAAUAGAUCUACGGAACGUAUGGUCCAGACAACUACCAGGGCUCUUAAGAUGUACGUGGAAGAUCUGGAUCAACGAGAUUGGGAUGAGUAUGCUGAACGACUCACCUUCGCGAUCAAUACCGCAAGGGAUCGGAUCCGAGGCGAAACAUCUUUCUAUAUGAUACAUGGCUGGGAUCCUAGAUCCACUCUGGAAGCUGUGAUCCCGGUGGGAAGCACUCGCAAGCACGAUCGAGUUCCAAGAAGGUGGCGUUAA